This is a messenger RNA of Mastomys coucha (southern multimammate mouse), 702 nucleotides long. RefSeq names its product solute carrier family 51 beta subunit (gene Slc51b). Gene Ontology annotation, biological process: bile acid and bile salt transport. The transcript has 4 exons. Gene Ontology annotation, molecular function: transmembrane transporter activity; protein heterodimerization activity. Gene Ontology annotation, cellular component: plasma membrane. The record is from RefSeq and is a predicted model, not a curated record. NCBI's taxonomy places the organism in Eukaryota, Metazoa, Chordata, Mammalia, Rodentia, Muridae. The coding region runs from base 167 to 553 and encodes 128 amino acids.
UGUUGUGAGCUCUGUAGGUGGAUUGCCUAGCUACAAUUGUGCAUUCCUGGGGAGAGUUCCUGUGAGGAAGAAGAGAAAAACACAGAAACCAGGGUCAUUCUACCCAACCCAAGGUUCCAGGAAUCCCGGAUCCAGGGCCAGAAACAUCUCAACCAGGAGCAGGAACAUGGACCACAGUGCAGAGGGAGCUGCAGCCAGCGCCGAGGUGCCCCAGGAACUACUGGAAGAAAUGCUUUGGUAUUUUCGUGCAGAAGAUGCGGCUCCUUGGAAUUAUUCCAUCCUGGUUCUGGCAGUCCUGGUGGUGGUGAUAAGCAUGUUCCUCCUGAGAAGAAGCAUCCUGGCAAACAGAAAUCGAAAGAAUCAGCCACAAGACAAAGAAACACCAGAAGACCUGCAUCUAGAUGACUCCAGGAUGAAAGAGAGCAACAGCCAGGUCUUCCUAAGAGAGACACUGAUCUCAGAGAAGCCAGACUUGGCCCCGGGGGAAACUGAGUCGAAUGAGAGAGACACAGCAUUCGUCUUGCUACCAGACCCACAGGAAACAGAGAGCUAGGGAGCAUUGUGAGAACACGCUGCUCCAGCCAGAUACACGACUGUGAUCUAAGCUCAGGUCUGAGGCCUCAAACCCCUUAGGUUAGACAGUACCCCACCACGUCGCCUAACUUAUUUUUAGCAGACCCAAUAAACAAACUACAAUCAGAC